CGAUGGAAGACAAAACACUGCUCAGUAGACCAUUUAACACUUCAUUACUUCUAGAAGACUGCUCUCAGCCAUGACACAGGCGGUUCCUCCGAUCCUCUCCGUCACCCCGAGUCGGGCUCUGGUUGAUGAGAAGUUUCAAGUGUUGGUGGAGAAUCUUCCUCCAGGAUGUCCGGUAACCCUCUGCUCCCUCCACCGCUCCGAGGACAAGGACGACUGGGAGGCAUAUGGGCACUACGUCAGCGACCACAGAGGCGUUGUGUCAGUAUCAGAAGAUUUGAGUUUUGGAGGCACAUAUACGGGAAAAGAGCCAAUGGGUUUACUGUGGAGCAUGCGGCCGGUCCCAGGCAGCCGCAAAGGCCUCAGGUUGAGGAAGAUAAACGUCUGUACACCCAUGCUGGUUAACAUCUCAGUCCACAGUGGACACGAGGGCUUCAGGGACAGAACCCCUCUGGCAUCAGCACUCGCAGAGAGAUGGUACAUGGCUCCUGGUGUCAAGAGAAUUGAUAUUAAUAAGCAAGGAGUGCAAGGGACCCUGUAUAUACCACCAGGUCCUGGACCCUUCCCUGCGCUGCUGGACAUGUGGGGAGGUGGUGCAGGGCUGCUGGAGUAUCGCUCUGCCUUGUUGGCGUCUCGUGGUUACGUUUCUUUCUCGCUGGAUUACCUAUGGUCUGAAUACCUGUCAGCAGAUGUAGAGUUUAAGUACUUCGAGACAGCAUUUAACAUUAUUAGGAACCAUUCUCAAGUGAUACCAGACAGAGUUGGAAUUCUUGGUAGUUCCCUGGGCUCCAUGGUGGCCUUCGACUUAACAGCCUACAGCACCAUUAUUAAGCCUCGCUGCAUUGUUUGCAUCAGCAGCAAUCACUAUCACCCACCUGGGACCACCCUGAAGGCCGGGUUUAAAAUACUGAGCAAGCAUUUUCACAAGGCACAUUUCGAUGAGAACAACCAUAUGAGCUGGAGAAGCUUUGCUCUGGAUCUUAUCGCUGACCCCUCAAACAACGUGGAAGUGGGGAGAAUUAACUGCCCAAUGCUGCUGGUUAAUGGCUGUGACGAUCAGAACUGGCCUACAGUGGAGACAGCGGAGGAGGUGGCCAGGUUGUUGCGUGAAGGUGGAAAGGAACACCUGCUGAGCAGAUUAGCGUAUCCGGGUGCUGGACACCUGAUUGAGCCGCCAUUCUCUCCUCAUUUUAGAGCUACGAAGUUUAUCAUACUAAACAGUAAAGAGAAGGUGAUAUUACUGUGGGGAGGACACACCAAAGCUCAUUCAGAUGCUCAGGAAGACUCCUGGAGGAAGAUCUUGAGUUUUCUGCAGCUUCACCUGUACCACAGCCCGAGUGUUAAAGCAAAUCUGUGA
Molecule: messenger RNA, 1354 nt
Organism: Oreochromis aureus
Lineage: Eukaryota; Metazoa; Chordata; Actinopteri; Cichliformes; Cichlidae
Product: peroxisomal succinyl-coenzyme A thioesterase-like
Exons: 11
Coding region: 71-1354 (427 amino acids)
Biological process (GO): acyl-CoA metabolic process; fatty acid metabolic process
Molecular function (GO): fatty acyl-CoA hydrolase activity
Source: RefSeq, a predicted model, not a curated record